Molecule: messenger RNA, 1789 nt
Organism: Melanotaenia boesemani (Boeseman's rainbowfish)
Lineage: Eukaryota; Metazoa; Chordata; Actinopteri; Atheriniformes; Melanotaeniidae
Exons: 3
Coding region: 83-1789 (568 amino acids)
Biological process (GO): proteolysis
Molecular function (GO): aspartic-type endopeptidase activity; zinc ion binding; nucleic acid binding
Source: RefSeq, a predicted model, not a curated record
UUUUGCCAAUCCCAGGCUUAAAUGGACCCAAGUCUCACGCCUUUUUUUUAAAAGAUUGUUGGGAUCGUCGGCCAAAUUGACAAUGAAGGAUGCCAUUCUUGCCAAAUAUGAGAUAACUGCGGACACCUAUCGACGACGGUUUAGGUCCCUGGAUGUUCAUCAUGGUGAAACCCCAAGAGAACUCUAUGUUCGUCUGAAGGACAUGUUUUAUAAAUGGGUGAAACCUGAGAAAUCCACUGUGAAAAACCUUUCUGAAGUGAUGAUCAUGGAGCAGUUUCUCAGGAUGGUAAAUCCCGACUUGGAAGUGUGGAUCAGGGAACGUGCCCCUAAGACAGCAGAGGAGGCUGCACAACUAGCUGAGACCUUCAUGUCAGCAAGAACGGGAACCAGGAGGAUCACCUUUGGUCGGGACACCUUCUCCACUGCUCGAAGUAAGUCUGAUGGGGGUGAAAGGGGUGGUGGUACAGGUCAGAGUAGGAAUUAUUCUGGUAACAGACAUUUCACUCCUAGUAAACCCAAUCCUUCCAAGAAAUUUUCUGCAGGUGCAAAGCCAGAUGUGAGAUGUUAUCAAUGUAAUCAGAUUGGUCACACUCAGUAUACUUGUCCAGCUACUACACACAGCAAGCCAUCCCUUUUGUGUUCAGUUCCUAGGCCCCCUCAUCCAGUUUCGGCUCAUGAAUUGUCACAAACAGCACCAGUACUUGUAAAUGGCCAUCGUGAAAUAGCCCUCUUAGAUACAGGAAGCUCACAGUCUGUAGUUCUGUCCAGUUUAGUACCUAGAGAGCUAUGGAGCGAUGCUAAGACUAAGAUAAGCUGUGUUCAUGGUGAUGAGAGAGAUUAUCCGGUUGCUGAAGUUUAUUUGACUGUUGGUGGCCAAACAUUUCUUUUGCCUGUAGCUUUAGCACCAAAGUUGCCCUAUGCAGUCAUUCUUGGGCUUGAUGUUCCCACUUUGCUAGAUUUGGUACACAAUGCAAAAGCUGAAACUCAAGAUAUUGCUAAUGAUCAAGAGGUCCAGUCAAAUAAUUAUGGCUUGGACCUGACUUUAGACCCAGGGUUUACGGGACCCAGUUACAGUUAUGUGACCACAAGAGCACAGAAAGUUAUUAAUCCUCUUAAAGAGCUACCAUUUUAUAAUGAUGAACUGGAGUCAGGUCCUUGUAGACCAGUUAAGUCUAGAGCUGAGAGGAGAAGGGAUAAGUUUCUGGGUUCAGCUAAGUUAGAAAAUGUGCAGCCAGGAAGACCGAGUCAAAGUCUAGAUUUUGAUGUUCCUUCAGAUAUAUCAGGGCUUCAGAGGGCUGAUCCAACAUUAAAACCAUGGUUUGACAGAGUCUCUGAGGUUAAUGGGAACAAGCUUGGCAAAGUGGAUGUUCUGGCAGAUGCCACGUAUGUCGUGAGAGAUGGCGUUCUUUACCAGUGUAAAGGAAAAACUGAGGCCAUAGCUCUACCACAGUCUCUUAGGCAGAAGAAAACCGUGUACGGUGCAGAAGAGCAGAAAAGCACCACUGCCACUGUGGGUCCAUGUCUCCUCCCACCUGGCAAGGCUGUCAGAUGCAUGGCUCUGUGCCCUGGCAUGCAACAUGCCAUCUCUCUGGCACAUCCUCUAGUUGUGGGAUUGGGGGAAAGGAUGCCAAUCGGGGCAUCUCCAAUCACUGUGGUUGUCCACACUUUGGAUCUUAGGAGGCCCGCAGGCCAGCUUUUCCACCUGUUCAACAGGAACCUGAGGUGCACCUCCAGUGGCCCCCAUAUGUCACCAGAUUCACUCACUGUGUUAUGUGAGUCUUUUUUAUGA